UGCUACUGCUUACCGGCCGUUCGUCCUCUGAAGCGCGGGUCCUGGAAGGCCCGGGGGAUCCCGGACAAGCCCCCAAAAUGUUGUACCCGGAUCGCGGAAUCCCACCAAACACCACAGGAGCCGCGGAUUGAUGCAAAAGCGCGCUCAAGGAGACUCAGGUGAGGUAACACUAGUUGUCAAAACAAGGAAGCGCCGGCCACCCACGCAGCGCCCAGUUUGGCGUCGAAGGCGGAGAGCUUCCGGGGGCGGGGCCGGCCGUCCCCGUCUCUUCCUGCGCCUGCGCCUGCGCCUGCGCCGGAAAUAAACACCUCCCGACCGAGCAGGGGCAAAGAAUCGCCGGAACUCCGCGCUCCCGAUUUCUGCUUCCGGGUCAGAGGCAUGGCGGUGGCAAAUUCAAGCCCUGUCAAUCCCGUGGUAUUCUUUGAUGUCAGCAUUGGCGGCCAGGUGAGGUCUUGGCAGCCAGCCAGCCCGAUGCCAAAGGGAACGUGCACGCGGUCUGGCAGGCAGAUCUCACCUCCUCAGGAAGUUGGUCGUAUGAAGAUUGAGCUCUUUGCAGACGUUGUGCCUAAGACGGCGGAGAAUUUUAGAAAAGAUGGGGUUCCGAUAGGAUACAAGGGGAGCACCUUCCACAGGGUCAUAAAAGAUUUCAUGAUUCAGGGUGGAGAUUUUGUUAAUGGAGAUGGUACCGGAGUUGCCAGUAUCUACCGGGGGCCAUUCGCAGAUGAAAAUUUUAAGCUUAGACACUCAGCUCCAGGCCUUCUUUCCAUGGCAAACAGCGGUCCCAGCACAAAUGGCUGCCAGUUUUUCAUCACCUGCUCUAAGUGUGAUUGGCUAGAUGGGAAGCACGUGGUGUUUGGAAAAAUCAUUGAUGGACUUUUGGUGAUGAGAAAGAUUGAGAAUGUUCCCACAGGCCCCAACAAUAAACCCAAGCUGCCUGUGGUGAUCUCACAGUGUGGGGAGAUGUAGUCCAGAGGGAGACUGAAUCAGACCCUCCACCUCUGCCACUGCAGGCCUUCCCUUGCUCGAUGGGAUACUCUUGAGUAAGAUAACCUGGAUUGGCCCCUGUGUUGGCUUCCCUGCUGGCUGCUGCCCCAUUUGAUCAAGAAAGAGACCUUGGAAGCAUCACAGAUUCAAAACCCAAAAUUUUGUGUUUAAGUUUUAAACUGUAAAUAAAGUUUUUUUUUCUU
This is a messenger RNA of Dama dama (fallow deer), 1187 nucleotides long. RefSeq names its product peptidylprolyl isomerase H (gene PPIH). The transcript has 10 exons. Gene Ontology annotation, biological process: protein folding; protein peptidyl-prolyl isomerization. Bases 379 to 966 code for a protein of 195 amino acids. Gene Ontology annotation, cellular component: intracellular membrane-bounded organelle. NCBI's taxonomy places the organism in Eukaryota, Metazoa, Chordata, Mammalia, Artiodactyla, Cervidae. Gene Ontology annotation, molecular function: peptidyl-prolyl cis-trans isomerase activity. The record is from RefSeq and is a predicted model, not a curated record.